CGGAGAGCGAGGGAAAUCGUGGAUAAGAUGCAGAUAGCAUACGCGAGUGUGUUUCAACCCCGCGCGGCAUUCGAUGGGAAGAAAAACUUGUAUUCUUCCAAAGAAAUUGCUCCCGGCGGAUCUAUCUCGGUAGGUUCCCCGACUUGCAUGCCUGCAGAUUUUGCUUCGGCUCUUAACCUGGUUCAGAUGCUAAUAAUGCAGGCGCCGAUGCUACAUUCGAAGACAUACAAUGCCAGGGCUGUGUUUUCUUCUAUUGGGGCCAGGCCUCUCGGGGGCGGACUGGAGAUUUGGCCCGGAUUUUUCCAUUAUGCCCCGGGGCCCCUCAUUUCAUUUGUUCUAGAUUUUCUCAAAAUGACCGUUCAAGACCUCGCUAAUUUAGAUCCUUUGAGUUCUCGAUGGAAGCUUCUGCGAGCGACGUUGCACAAAGUGAGGAUCACUGUUGACGUGCCUGUCGGGCGACGAUCCCGUCCAAUCAAAGACCUCGUUCCGCGAGGCGGACUCUAUACAUUCAAAAAGGGCGACAGGACUCUGACAGUCAAGGAUCACUAUCUGGAGGAGCAUAAUAAAACCCUUAGCUAUCCACGAAUCUUUGGUGUCCGCAUGCCAGGCAAACAUGACGUCGUACUGCCUGCGGAGAUUUGCAGCAUUGAACUUGGUCAGAUGUUCAAGAGGAAAGCCCCUAGCGACAUCAUGCCCAAGGUUCUCGAUUUUGCUAGCAAGCGGCCUCUCGACCGCCUCCGUGCAAUCGAAGACGCGGCAUCGGGCUCGGUGUUGAACUAUGCGCAGUCAGAUUUCGUUGGUCUCGCGGGGAUGAAGAUCUCGACUACUCCUUUGAAGGUUGCUGGUCUCAUCAUGACACCCCCGAUGAUUGGAUUCGGGAAUGACCUGGGCUCCUGGAACGCAGUCAGACGAAAAUUCUAUAAACCAGGACGUGCCACGGGCUUGGCUGUCGUCGACUUCUCCCUUGGUCCCUACGAUGUCUUGAAAAGAUUCGUGGAUGAUCUCGUCAACUGUUGUAAUAGAUUGGGUAAGAGUGUGUUAGAUUAUGAUUGCUUGCGCAUCAGUUUCACUUUGUGUGCAUUCCAACUCCCUCCUCUAACAUUUAACAGAUACGCAAAGUGCGUCACCAGACCCAACACAGCUCGCUCUUGUCCAAGGCCCCAUUGCAGGGAAUAUACAUCAACUAUGGCCACAUACCGUCCGAAUCUGCUUGUUAUCAUCUUACCGGACGUAGCUGCUGAAGCUAGAGAGGCGGUCAAGUUGUGGAGUGAUACAGCAGCCGGUAUUCCAACGCAAUGCAUGGUAGAAUUCAUAACUACUUUAAUUAAUGCUAGAAUGGGAGGCGUCAAUUUUAUUCCAAGAAUGCCGAUCUCGACUAUGAUUCGGAACACUCCAGGGCUCACAAUCGUUGGUGCCGAUGUGGGUCACCCUGGCCCCGGGAUAGACAGACCAUCCAUUACUAGCCUCGUAGCCUCGUACGAUGCGGACCUUUCCCGGUAUACAGCAUUCACCAACGUGCAGAACCCGAGACAAGAGAUCAUUGCAGAUCUGAAGGACAUGAUGCUGGGUGCCUUCCGGCGUGUCUGGAAUUGCAGAGGCCGAGCUCAAACGAUGUUCCCUCGAUGUGUUGUCUUCUUCCGAGAUGGCGUUUCAGAGGGCGAAUUUGCGCAGGUGGUGACGUUUGAAACGGUAGCCAUACAAGGUAAAGAGUUUCGCGAGGAAGCGGGAGCGCCCAAAGAGUUGACUCUCAAGCUCCAAUUCGUCGUGGUCGGCAAAAGACAUCACUUCAGGUUCUUCCCUGAUGAUCAAGCACCCGGCCAUGGUACCGAUAAGAGUGGAAACUUGCAGCCAGGUCUGGUGGUCGACUCGGGGAUCACAAAUCCGUUCAUAACCGACUUCUAUCUGCAGUCCCAGGGCGGCUUGAAAGGCACAAGCCGCCCUGCUCACUAUAUCGUACUUAAAAAUGGCCUCAAGAUGGUACCUGCUCAGAUGUACGAACUAUCAUAUUUUCUCUGCCAUGUCUAUGCCAGAGCCACACGGUCUGUAUCCAUACCCGCCCCUGUCUACUAUGCUGAUCUUGUCUGCACGCGUGCGCGGAUGUAUUUCGAAGGGCCCGUCUUGGAACUCGCGUCGGAGGCCGGUGCCAGCAUCGAUGGCGCGCCAUUCGACCUGGACGAAUGGAAGCGAGGCUUUAGGGGCAUCCACGACAAUAUCAGAGACCAAAUGUUCUUCCUGUGA
Molecule: messenger RNA, 2238 nt
Organism: Heterobasidion irregulare TC 32-1
Lineage: Eukaryota; Fungi; Basidiomycota; Agaricomycetes; Russulales; Bondarzewiaceae
Exons: 19
Molecular function (GO): nucleic acid binding; protein binding
Source: RefSeq, a predicted model, not a curated record